AUGGCGGACGCCAUGUGCACAGGAGACAUGGGGGGAAACAGCUCACUCCCCGCGCUCACAGCCGACACUGCAACCCCUGCCUCCAGACCCUGCCAUACAGGGAAGCGGGAUUACCUUUACCCACUAACACAGCCACUCAAGUCAGCAAUGUCAGCGGCUGCCCUGGGGGGAUGGGGCUACACAACAGGCCGUCCAUUGCCGUAUGGAGGGACCGAGUCUACCACCAAGCGUGUCACCUCAGCGGCGAGACAGACCUCCUACUCGCCUCCCACUCGGCCUGCAACAGCACGACCCCUGCAGCGGCAGCUGUGUGUGGAUGAUGCCGGACCCCCCCAUCGUGGCUGA
Molecule: messenger RNA, 345 nt
Organism: Pelobates cultripes (western spadefoot toad)
Lineage: Eukaryota; Metazoa; Chordata; Amphibia; Anura; Pelobatidae
Source: the annotation of a GenBank genome assembly